UGCCGGCUCCGAAAUCCGAACGAGCCGAGCGGCGCGUCAAACUUGCCUCCACCGUCAGUCUCGCAAUGGCGUUAGUAAGCGUCGGUCGUGUGUUCGUUUAAUUUCACAACAACCCGAGCGGACACCGGCCCAAAAUAUUGGCCUGUCUAUUCGUGCUCGAAUUACUCGGAAACGCUUCCUGUAAUUCCGGUCAUAACAAAGCGAACUAACCGCCACCACGGACAGUCAAAUUUUGGUACGAUAUCCACUCCGGGCAAAUCAUUUCAAGAUCAUGUCCAUCAUAUCAUCGUAGUUCCUCAUCGUUAAGUGUUUGUGUUUUGUGGAUAUAAUAAGUGUAUAAGUGACAGUGUUAGUGUAGUGAUGGAUCCGGGAUCGCCGUCGCUAUUGUGGCCGCUGCGCGUGAGCAAGCCGGUGGAGCCGAGCAAGGAGGAGCGGGCGGCGUCGCCGACUCUGUCGGAGCGGCUGGCCGCCUCGCCCGCCGCCAGCCCGGCGCCCCCUAGCCCUCAACCACCUCAACACCAGUUCCAAGCCGCUCUAGUAGCGGAGAAAUACCUCCUGUUGGAACAGGUCGAGGGUUCCUCUCUUUGUCGGUGUGUGGACGUGCGCACUCAAGAGGAAUAUGUAUGCAAGGUGGUGUCUCGAGACUGCAGCAGUUUGUUGCAAGCGCACUACCGUCUCGACGGGCACCCGCACGUCAACCCAAUCCACGAAGUUCUAGUCGGCGACAAGAGAGUUUACCUAAUAUUCCCUCGGUCGCACUCUGAUCUCCAUUCUUACGUGAGGGCGAGGAAACGGCUCCGCGAACAUGAGGCCCGGCGGCUGUUCAGACAAAUGGCCGAAACUGUGGCCGCCUGCCACGAACAAGGAAUAGUGCUCCGAGACCUCAAGCUCAGGAAAUUCGUCUUUGCGGAUCCCCAAAGGACGACGUUAAAACUAGAGUCAUUAGAAGACGCGGUGGUCCUGGACGACCCUGAAGAAGACUUGCUGCAGGACAAGCGAGGCUGCCCCGCGUACGUGUCGCCCGAGAUCCUGAGGGCGCAUCGGACGUACUCCGGCCGCGCCGCCGACAUGUGGUCGCUGGGGGUCAUCCUUUACACCAUGCUCGUUGGAAGGUAUCCAUUCAACGACUCAGAGCACGCGUCCCUGUUCGCGAAGAUUUCGCGCGGGUACUUCGUAGUCCCCGAGUGCUUGUCGUCGCGCGGGAAGUGCUUGAUCCGAUCGCUGCUGCGGCGGGAAGCCUGUGAACGGCUGAGCGCAGCCGAUGUUCUUCGCCACCCCUGGCUGGCGCGGGACCCGCGGAACGAGCUGCCCCCGCGAGCGGCCGCCUCCCACGACCGCCUCGUACCCGACCUGCACCUCGAACCGGAAGAUUACUUCUAACCCUCCCCAAGCAGCUCGCCCGAUGCUGGCAUCGGGCAUUAGAUACCGAGUUCCGCGCGUAGUGAAAAUGUCAAAGUUAUUUAUGAAUUUAAAUAAGUUAUUCCGGCCUAAAUUGUCGCGCUAGCUUGCGGUUGCCUCACUGAAAUAGUCCGCUUGUUUUUCAGUAAGUAAGCCCGAGGCAAAUAGGUCUCCGUGGAGAUUUUAGUUAGUUAAGCAGACGCGCGGGCGGCUGGCCCGUCCGCGCACUAAUUUAUACUUGGCCGAAGCUCGCGAAUGCUGUAGAAGCCGCAUAAUCGGAUAGUUAGUACGGUGAUGCGGGUUUUAUUAGCAGUCGGGGUUGGGACCUGUAGUCGUAGCGUUCGUAAUGACAGAAUAAGUGAGACUGAUAUCGCGUUCUUGUGAUGUAUGGAGUCGAUGGCGAUCCCGCAGCGGCCGGUUCGAGGGCCCGAGCGUCCCCAGCUGCCGCCGCUUAAUUUAUAAAAAACAUUCUGUUAAAUGUUAACUAUUACGUUAAUUUCUCUAAGCGUGAUGCAUUCAAAACGAUUUCACUUCAAUAUAGAUUCUAUAUUGCAUUGAAGUUGUUACGCUAAUGUUAGGUAAAUUAUGUAUAUUUUGUAUUUAUAUAAAGUUUCGUGUAUUGUGAUCUCCACCGAUGUUAUUUAGCGAUAUAUGAUUGCCAUUACGUUGUUAUAUUCAGAAGUGAUUUCUUUUGUUGCACAACAAUCAGUUGCUUCCAUCAUAGAGUUAUUUUGAUUAUAUUAUUUGGUUAUUAAAUCGUGAUUAUUCGGCAAAUCGACAUGCGGAAAUUUAUUUUAUUAUAUCGAGUGAAAUUGUUAAAAAUAUAUUCACACCACCUCGUACCGAAGGCGUUUCGUAUUUGGUCUGUGCCAUGUAUUUAAUAAUAAAUAGUGAUCAUAAAUAAAUAUUUAACACGGCGGUCUGUGGUCGUCGGGCACUCUCUUCCUAAACUAAAUUACCUGUUUGGUACUUGGUGUUGAGUUUUUUAUUUUGAUUGUACAUUUUUGAUCAAUUUUAGUUAUUAUUAAUUUGUUCCAAAUCGAAAGUUCCAAAUCAAAAAUCAGUGUUACCAUUCUUUAAAUUGUUACCUUUUGUAAUUUUUGUUAAAUCGUCAUUUUCUUGCACUUCUGAUUGUUAUCUUUCAAUUAUCGAAAGUGUAACUGUUUUGUCUUUCAAUUGAAAGUUUGUACAAUAGUAGCAUUACUCUGUAAAAUAAAAUAUUACUUUUACUUCUUAAUUUAUACAAACUGUAAAUAGACCUAAGAUAUCAUGAGGAUUAUCAAAAAAGAACGAAUGAUAGAGGGAAUAAAUAAUUAAGAAACAUAA
This is a messenger RNA of Cydia fagiglandana, 2724 nucleotides long. RefSeq names its product tribbles homolog 2-like. Gene Ontology annotation, molecular function: protein kinase activity; ATP binding; mitogen-activated protein kinase kinase binding. The record is from RefSeq and is a predicted model, not a curated record. Gene Ontology annotation, biological process: protein phosphorylation; regulation of MAP kinase activity; positive regulation of proteasomal ubiquitin-dependent protein catabolic process. Gene Ontology annotation, cellular component: nucleus. The transcript has 5 exons. NCBI's taxonomy places the organism in Eukaryota, Metazoa, Arthropoda, Insecta, Lepidoptera, Tortricidae. The coding region runs from base 361 to 1380 and encodes 339 amino acids.